AUGGCGUCCAGAAGAAGAUCGGCGGCGCCAGUUUUCAGUUUUUCAAAUGCUCCCGCUGAUGCAAAAAGUUCGAAAAGUGGCAGUAAUGCUAAUUCAGCCAACAACAGUGGGAAUGGGAAGAAAACUGUUAAACCCAGUGGGACUAUUGUCAAGUCACGAUAUCUUCAAACUGCUGAGAAGACGUCUCUUUCAAAGAGUAAUUCACUGACAGAUUCGGUUGCUGUGCCUCAGCGGCCUUCCUCUCCUAAAACAACUUUUCCUAAACCAAAGGUGGGCACCCCACCUCGACGCUCACUGGCACCGCAGGCUCUUACAGAAUCCAUGAUGUCACAAGUAACUGAUCCAUCACUUGGAAGAAGUGUUCUGCAGUCCACAUUCUCAGACGGACACUGCUUUCGUCCAGAUUUUGAUAUUUCACUAAUUAAAGAUAAAACCGUGAUUGAGAAUGUAACAGAGUCUGAAAGAAACCCAGAGAACGAGAAGUUUGUGGAGAUGCAAACGUUUCUACUAGCCUACCUCACAGCUAAGAUGGAGAGCAAUACUGCAAAAUUCAAGGCUGAGGCAGAGGAAAGAAUCCUUCAAGAGAUGAAGGAAGAAGAUGUGCUCCGUAAUGAGGUCAAGAAAAAGAAGCAGCAAUAUCUUCUUGCUGUGAAGCAAAGGCAGCUGAACGAGCUGUUGGACAUGCAGAUUGAGAUACUGACUCCUGUGGCAGAGGCAGCCCGACAGUUCACAGAGGACUAUAAGUGUUUCGCUGCAGCUGUUGACACCACUUCUCAUGAGCUGCCUGUCAAGAAUUUCUACAUCGGUGGAGAUGGGAAAGAAUUUUUAGGUAAAGCUGAGGCUUGCCUGAAGGAAACUGAGAAGUUGUUGCUAGAGUGCACACAGGGAGACCACGAGGAGAACAGCACAUCUUUGGACUGCCUCAGAGAUAUAAAAACAACAUCUAAAAAUGUCAGUCAGCAGCUGUCGGGAACCUUUUCUGAGCUGUUGGCGCUGUCGUCACUGGUCUGCCACCAUUCAGUCCAUGUUCAACAGGUCAUGGAAGAAGAACAGAUCGGUAUUUCAAGAACCCGUGAGCUCUUCUGCCCUAAAGAGUGA
This is a messenger RNA of Nematolebias whitei (Rio pearlfish), 1098 nucleotides long. It is a transcript of the gene haus8, whose product is annotated as HAUS augmin like complex subunit 8. NCBI's taxonomy places the organism in Eukaryota, Metazoa, Chordata, Actinopteri, Cyprinodontiformes, Rivulidae. Bases 1 to 1098 code for a protein of 365 amino acids. The transcript has 10 exons. The record is from RefSeq and is a predicted model, not a curated record.